Molecule: messenger RNA, 1383 nt
Organism: Aspergillus nomiae NRRL 13137
Lineage: Eukaryota; Fungi; Ascomycota; Eurotiomycetes; Eurotiales; Aspergillaceae
Product: GMC family oxidoreductase
Exons: 4
Coding region: 1-1383 (460 amino acids)
Molecular function (GO): oxidoreductase activity, acting on CH-OH group of donors; flavin adenine dinucleotide binding
Source: RefSeq, a predicted model, not a curated record
AUGGAAGAGGCAGAGUAUGUGAUCGUCGGUGGCGGUACAGCAGCCCUAGUUGUUGCCUGCCGACUGUCGGAGAACCCAGAGACGCGCAUCGUGGUGCUGGAGCGCGGUAAAGAUGCAUCGAGUGAUGCUCUCGUUCAGAAUCCACUGGAAUACGAGUCUCUGAUAGGCAGUGAGAUGGAUUGGAACCUCAAGGUAGCUGCGCAGGCCGAACUGAACGGUCGAGAAUUCCACCAGCCAGCGGGGAAGGGCCUGGGCGGGACCGGGGGGCCCCAGCCUAAUAGAGCUGGCCCAAUCCAAGUGAGCUACCCAGUGUCUGCCGGGAGGGCUGAUAAAACCCUGCUCGACGCAUGGAAGCAAACAUUUGAGAAAUACGGCUAUGCUUACGCCGACGAAUUGGUGUCGGAAGGGGCAACGAUCGGUACGCGGCCAUAUACUGCGACCAUCGACCCGGUGUCCGGAUAUCGCAGCAGCGCAGCAAGCGGAUACGGCGCCGUUCUUGCGUCUCGUGCGAACGUUAGCAUCGUCACCGGUGCCACCGUAACACGUAUCCUAUUCGAGCCGUUUGCACCGAAUAGCAAUCCCGCUGCCACGGGAGUAGAGGUCCAGACCGAAGCCCGGGGGACCGUCCUCUUCAAACCCACCAAAGAGGUGAUUAUGGCCGCGGGCGUGUUCAACAACCCCAAGAUCCUCGAAUUGUCGGGGAUUGGGGAUCAGGCUCGACUCCAGGAGCUCGGCAUUUCACCACUUGUCCACCUGCCCGGAGUAGGAGAGAACCUGACGAACCACGCCAUGAGUAUCCUGACGGCCCCGGUGAAAGCACAUGCGGACAUCCAGGACAUUGCCCCAGGCAUGAAAGCCAAUGCCCUCAUCCGCCUUGCGCCCGCGGACAUGCAACAGAUUCUCGAUCGGGCCCGCGAGAGCCCAGACCACACGGCCAUUGCAGGGAUCCUUAACGACCCCAAUGAGGCGGGCAACACCCAUAUCCAAUCAGCGGACCCAGCUAUCAGCCCCAAGAUUGACCCAAAAUACCUGACCAACCCGUCAGACCUCGAGUCCAUGGUCCGGCACGUUCAGCACUUGCAGGAAAUUCUCCACUCCGCCCGUCUCCAGCCCUUCGUCGAUGCGCCGCCGCCCCAGGACCGAGAGAUGCUCGUCCAGCUGGUGCGCGAGGCCAUGGUCAUCCCAACGGCCCAUCCAUGCGGUACCACCGCGAUGCUGCCCCGCGAGAAAGGUGGUGUGGUCGCGCCGGAUCUGAAGGUUUACGGCGUCAGCAAUGUUCGUGUGGUCGAUGCAAGCGUCUUCCCCAUCAUUCCGCAGGCGAAUCCCAUUAGCACCGUUUAUAUGGUGGCUGAACGGGCCGCAGAUUUGAUUCGAGCACCUUGA